AUGUCUUGCUGCUUGAAAUCUGGUGUUUCUGUGAGUGGGUCCAGUGAGAUUAUGGCCAAGAACAGAGGCAGAGAGCUUCUUCUUCCUCUUGAAAUUGGGAAAUCACUCCCCAAGGGUGUUUUGGGCAGAAAUUUUAAUGUCUCAGAUCAGAAACUUGUUAGCAGCUACAACAUUAAAUCCCCCCAAAUGGAUCUUGUUAAUGCCCAGCCAUCAGUGUGUGUAAGCAAAGCCCUGAGAUGGUGGGAAAAGUUUCUUCAGCCAAACAUGGUAGAAAUCCAGUCAGCACAGGAGCUUGUUGAUUCAUUGUUGAGUGCUGGGGAUAAAUUGGUCAUAUUGGACUUUUACUCACCUGGCUGUGGAGGUUGCAAGACUUUGCACCCUAAGAUAUGCCAGCUGGCCGAAAAGAACCCGGGCGCGGUUUUCAUGAAGAUAAACUAUGAAAGAAACAAGGCAAUGUGCUAUGCCUUACAUGUCCAUGUCUUGCCAUUCUUUAGAUUCUAUAGAGGUGCUGAGGGCAAAGUUGGUAGCUUUAGCUGCACUAAUGCCACCAUCAAGAAAUUUAAGGAUGCGCUUGCGAAACACGGUAAUGAUCGAUGUAGUCUUGGCCCGACAAAAGGGUUGGAUGAGUCGGAGGUUUUUGCAUUGGCAUCGAUCGGCUUGCUAUCGGGAGGCUCGGGACUAAGUUCGACUAACGAUAAUGAUAAGAGGAAAGAUUUGGUUGUUGAUGAAAAUGAGUUGUGCAAACAGGGUAGUGCCAUGGUUAUGGCUUUUAGCUAG
Striga hermonthica is the source of this 777-nucleotide messenger RNA. The record is from the annotation of a GenBank genome assembly. NCBI's taxonomy places the organism in Eukaryota, Viridiplantae, Streptophyta, Magnoliopsida, Lamiales, Orobanchaceae.